This is a messenger RNA of Salvelinus fontinalis (brook trout), 2039 nucleotides long. Its product is annotated as HUWE1-associated protein modifying stress responses-like. NCBI's taxonomy places the organism in Eukaryota, Metazoa, Chordata, Actinopteri, Salmoniformes, Salmonidae. The record is from RefSeq and is a predicted model, not a curated record. The transcript has 4 exons. Bases 248 to 1090 code for a protein of 280 amino acids.
AAGAAAUUCUCUUGUCGACGACUCCUUCAGUUUGUUUAGAACCGGGGCGAUGACGACUAGCUAGCUAGCGUUUAGCCACCCAAUGUUUUCACAAUGCGGAUCUAGCUUGAACAACAGCUGCUUUUGAGCGUUUCUACGGCUAGUUACCAAUCAUCCGAUUAGUAUUCACAUCUAUAAGGGGGGAAAUAAAAAACGGGGCUCACAUAUAAUAAACCGUAACGUAAUAGACGCUUAAUUGCGAUUUAUUAUGGAGGAGAAGAAGAAGGAGGAGGGCGAAGCGGAGAUCCAGGAGCACGGUCCCGAACAUUGGUUCUCCAAAUGGGAGCGGCAGUGUUUGGCCGAGGCGGAGCAAGAGGAGCCAAGCGAGGAGGAGUCGGAGCAAAGUCAGCAGAAACUAUGGCAUCUUUUCCAAAAUUCCGCUACCGCGGUCGCCCAGCUAUACAAAGACAGAGUUUGUCAACAACAGGGUCUGUCUCUCUGGGUUCCCUUCCAGAACGCAGCUACUGCCGUCACAAACCUCUACAAAGAGUCACUAGAGUCCCACCAGCAGAGCUAUGAGCUGGGGAUCCAGCGGUCGUACCAGCGUCGUAAUAAAGACGUUCUGGCCUGGGUGAAGAAGAGGAGGAGAAACAUCAGGAGGGAGGACCUCAUCAGCUUUUUGUGCGGCAAGGCCCCGCCCCCACGCAACCCCCGUCGCGACGCACAGAUGCCCAAACACGGCCACGCCCACUCUGUGAUGUCACCCAGCAGGCCGCCGUCCACGGAGAGCGGGUCGUCUGUCGAGGCUGACCUGCAACCCUUCAGAGAGGCCAUCGCACUGCACGGCCUGAGUGGGGCGAUGGCCAGUAUAUCCGUUCGUUCCGGUGCCCCUGGCUCUCCGACGCACCUAACACGCGACAGCCCCGUCACUCCGCAGCUGGGUCGUAACCGUAGGAACGGUCUCCACGACGUCGACCUGAACACCUUCAUCGCCGAGCAGAUGGGGCUCCAUUUGGAGAACACCGCUGCAGCCAAUAGGAAGAGGGCAUCUGCCCAGUGCAGUGAUGUCAUCACAGACUCGCCCACCCAUAAACGCAACCGGAUGCUCUGAGUAUCGCGGAUAUCACGCACGCCGACGACGCACACACACACACGCUCAAGGCACGGUUCACGCACACACACACACAAAUUACACACGCCACGUAUACUAAAUAUUUUUACUUUGCUGUCUCGGCCGAGCUGAUUGGAUGAUGACUCGUGCACCAGGCCGGCCAAUGAAACCCUCCCAACCUGGCCCCUCCCUCCUCUGUUGCUUUCAAAUAAAGAAAUAUGUAAAUGAUUAAAAAGCCACUCCUCCUCCCUCUCUGUCAUCCCUUCUUCCUGUGUUCCCUCCUUUCCUCAUGGUUGGCAUGACAGCACAAACAGACUGGUAACUCACCAGCAGCCUGUCUAGACCACUGGGAUGAAACUGUUGGCCGUGUGUUCUGAGUGGUGGGCUAGGUGGGGAAAUGGGGACAGACCUACCCCCCCCCCCCCACCCCUGUUACUAGAGGUGUGUUGGGGUCCUGAGGCCUAGAAGCCUUCCUGUAUAGUAGCCCCUCCCCUCUCAAGCGACUGUGUCUGUGGCUCUUGUCUCCCUCUCGAUGCGCGUGUGUUGGACAGAACUGGCACUAAGUGUGUGCGUGACUUGUCUUUGCCUUUGAGGAAGCUGCUAUCUCUGGCACAGCGGGAAGUCCUGGUGGCUGUGUGUACGCCAGCACGUGUGGCUGUGUGUGUUCGUUUAGCAAAAUCCUUACUGGAUUCAUGUGUAUUUCUGUUUAUGUUUUAUAAAGCCUCCGCCCCAAUAGCUCUUCCUGUCUCCUCUCUUUAACCUUUAACCCUAAUUCCUCUAUCUACAGUGUAUAUACAUUAUGACAACUAGGUGCUGCUGUUGUAUGAUGCAGACAUACAUGUGGUACACAUUGUAAAAAAAGAAAAAAAAAGAAAUGCAAAACAAUUGAAUUGUUUAAAAUGUAAAAUAAUGAUUCUGGCAUUAAACAAACCAAGCUUUUAACUAUCAA